Molecule: messenger RNA, 1677 nt
Organism: Schistocerca cancellata (South American locust)
Lineage: Eukaryota; Metazoa; Arthropoda; Insecta; Orthoptera; Acrididae
Product: RNA-binding protein fusilli-like
Biological process (GO): regulation of RNA splicing
Cellular component (GO): ribonucleoprotein complex; nucleoplasm
Molecular function (GO): mRNA binding
Source: RefSeq, a predicted model, not a curated record
AUGGAGUCGCCGCACCUGUGCCUGCUGUACGUGGCCACGGCUGGCCAGCAGGGGCCCGCGCUCGGCGCCGACGAGGAGGAGGUCGUGCUGCUCGCCUACGUCUUGAUAGACCUCACUCUCAACAAGGUUGUGGGCGUGAACCAGUACCUGGUGAAACCUCGGACGGCGGACAUCAACGAGAAUGUUCUGUCGGAGCAGCUGGUGCAGGAGACGAGGCUCACGGAAGAGCUCGUCAAGAGCGGCCAGCCGCUGGAGGCCGCCAUCCAGGCGUUCGACCAGUACGCGCGCACGACGUUCCACCUGGGGCCGACGCCGCACUCGCUGCGGCUGGUGACGGACGGGCAGCUGCCGCUGCGCCAGUGCCUCCACCCCGAGGCCUGCUCCAAGGGCAUCGAGCUGCCUUCCUACUACAACUACUUCUUCGACCUCCGCAAGGAGUUCCACACCUUCUACGCCGCCACCAAGGAGAUAAAUUCCAUCAGCGACAUGGUGAAAUAUCUCAGCAUGGUACCGGAAACGGAAGCUGGCGACUUCUACGUGCGGGAUGUGAAGGAUAUGGUUAACAUCACCAUGAGGCUUCUCGCAGACGGUCAUAAGUUCGAGGAGCCGGAAGUGAUCAACCUUCGCCUGGAACCUGGAAUAUGCUCCAAGAAUGAGGAGGUGGACAACAACUGUGUGGUGAGAGCGCGCGGCCUGCCGUGGCAGUCGUCGGACCAGGACAUCGCCAAGUUCUUCAGGGGACUCAAUGUCGCCAAAGGCUGCGUCGCACUGUGUCUGAGCCCGCAAGGCAGGCGGAACGGAGAGGCUUUGGUGCGCUUCGUGAACCAGGAGCACAGGGACAUGGCCCUCAAAAGGCACAAGCACCACAUCGGCAACCGCUACAUCGAGGUCUACCGCGCCUCCGGCGAGGACUUCAUCAACGUCGCGGGAGGCAACAACAAUGAGGCUCAAGCGUUCCUCUCCAGAGGCGGACAAGUCAUAGUCAGGAUGAGGGGCCUGCCUUACGACUGCACCGCGAAGCAAGUCCUGGAGUUCUUCGAGUCUGGCGAGAACUCGUGCAAGGUGAUGGACGACGAGUAGGGCGUGCUGUUCGUGAAGAAGCCCGACGGGCGGGCCACGGGCGACGCGUUCGUGCUGUUCGCGCAGGAGGACGACGCGGCCAAGGCGCUCAGCAAGCACCGCGAGCUCAUCGGCUCGCGCUACAUCGAGCUCUUCAGGAGCACCACGGCCGAGGUGCAGCAGGUGUUGAAUCGAUCCAUGGAUCCUAAAACGUAUGAGCAGCAACAGCCACUAAUAGCACAAAUUCCACAAGUGCCUUUGCUCCCUCAGCACAUUAUUACUUCCGGGACUCGGAAAGACUGCAUAAGACUGCGAGGGCUUCCGUAUGAAGCUCAGGUUGAACAUAUACUGGAAUUUCUGGGAGAACAUGCCAAAAGUAUUGUCUUUCAAGGGGUCCAUAUGGUCUAUAAUGCACAGGGUCAACCGUCUGGCGAGGCAUUCAUCCAGAUGGACUCGGAGCAAAGUGCAUUCCUGUCGGCACAGCAGAAACACCACCGCUACAUGACGUUCGGCAAGAGGCAGCGGUACAUCGAAGUGUUCCAGUGCUCUGGGGAAGAUAUGAACUUGGUGCUGACAGGAGGCAUCCCAACAAGUGCUGUAUCACCGAGCUGGCAGUAG